Molecule: messenger RNA, 1617 nt
Organism: Achroia grisella
Lineage: Eukaryota; Metazoa; Arthropoda; Insecta; Lepidoptera; Pyralidae
Product: putative fatty acyl-CoA reductase CG5065
Exons: 13
Coding region: 1-1617 (538 amino acids)
Biological process (GO): long-chain fatty-acyl-CoA metabolic process
Cellular component (GO): peroxisome
Molecular function (GO): alcohol-forming very long-chain fatty acyl-CoA reductase (NADP+) activity
Source: RefSeq, a predicted model, not a curated record
AUGUCGGAGAGAUUUGUCGCCGAUUAUAAUAACAAAAUGGUAGGGUAUUGUCAGAAGAACGAUAAUCGACCACUUAUACCAGCAUUCUACGCCGGGCGAUGCAUUCUAAUCACAGGAGGUACUGGAUUUAUGGGGAAGGUUCUGGUAGAAAGGCUUUUGUCGACAUGUCCCAAUGUCGAUAAACUGUACCUUUUGAUGCGGCAGAAAAAAGGUGUAAGUCCAGAGAAGCGACUGCAAGAACUGAAACAGUCCCAGGUGUUUGACGUAAUACGACAAUCUAACCCAUCACAGCUAGACAAGCUUUACAUUUUGCCAGGAGAUAUAACAAAGCCUGACGUGGGACUGUCUCAAGAAUCUAUUGCUAAAUUACAUGAGGUAUCCGUAGUAUUUCAUUCUGCUGCCACAUUAAAAUUUGAUGAAGCGAUGAAGACAGCUGUAGAACAAAACGUUCUGUCAGUCAUCAGACUCAUGGAUAUAUGUGACAGACUGCCCAAUAUGGAAGCUUUUAUCCACAUAUCAACAGCGUACUCAAACGCUGAACUGUCUACCAUAGAAGAACGUGUUUACCCAUCACCGGCUCCGUUAGAACAAUUGCUGGCCGUUGCAGAGUCAGUGCCAAAUGAUUUGAUGACAGACAUCACUCCCAGAUAUAUCGCUCCAAAACCCAAUACGUAUACGUUUACAAAAGCAAUGGCCGAGUAUGCGGUCACUCAGCACGGGAACAGAGGAUAUCCUAUCGCCAUAUUCAGACCCACAAUAGUGGUGUCCUCUGUGAAACAUCCAUUUCCCGGGUGGAUUGAGAACCUGAACGGUCCUAGUGGGGUGGCCGUUGCCGCUGGCAAAGGUCUGCUCCAUGUGUUUCGCUGUAACAGUACAGCAAACGCUGACAUGCUGCCCGUUGACAUAGCUAUCGACACAUUGCUGGCUGUUGCAUGGGAAACUGCCACGGAUAGAUUGCAAGAAGUGCGAGUGUACAAUUGUACUACAUCAGAAAACCCCACCACAUGGGGCGAUUUUGAGAAUGAGGUCAUGAAAAAUAUUAGACUGUACCCCAUGGAUAAAGCGUUCUGGUGGCCAUGUGGUACCGCCAUCCAUAACAAAUAUUUGCAGAAAACAUUGGAAUUGCUGUUACAAACUGUACCUUUACAUCUAACUGAAUACAUAUUUAGAGUACUGGGCAUUAAAACACAGUUAAGUCUAAUCACUGUCAGCCGUCGAUUACGAGCAAUGAAUAGUGUUUUAAAUUUCUUUGCUCUGCGGGAAUGGCGAUUCGUAAACACGAAUGUACAAAAACUUCGCGCAAGACUUACGCCUCAGGACGCCGCCAUAUAUAACUUGGAUCCGAAAAGUUUCAGCUGGGAUGAACUCUACCUAAAUUUCGCGAAAGGUGUGAGGAAGUACCUCCUUAAGGAGAAAGAUCAAGACUUAGGGGAGGCAAGACAACAUUUAAAACGAAUGUUUUACCUUCACACCAGUGUGACUCUUCUAUUGAUGGGACUGCUUAUGAGAUUCGCCUUACAAAAUAAUACAAUACAUGACUUGGUGUAUGGGAGCAUGAAAUUUAUACUUAGUAUAUUCAAUAGAUACCCUUUUAAUUGGAGUCGAAAGUUGGUGUAG